This is a messenger RNA of Helobdella robusta, 1272 nucleotides long. RefSeq lists its product as hypothetical. The transcript has 9 exons. Bases 1 to 1272 code for a protein of 423 amino acids. Gene Ontology annotation, cellular component: membrane. Lineage: Eukaryota; Metazoa; Annelida; Clitellata; Rhynchobdellida; Glossiphoniidae. The record is from RefSeq and is a predicted model, not a curated record.
AUGUCUGCCUGUCUUGCAUGGAAGUGCGUGACUGCUAAUGUCGAAAGCUUCUUUGGAGUGAUUUUGAAACAAAUUUCUGACAGCAAAAAUGAGACAGACCUCAUAACAGGCUUCCGCAAACUGAUGGCCGAUUAUUCGAAAGAGGAAAAAGCGAAGGUGUUGAUAGACCGGAUUCAGUUCGAGUACCGAUGUUGUGGCUCAGAGGGACCGCAGGAUUGGUACUCCACCCCCUGGGUCAAGGACUCCUUCAUCCCAAGAAGUCUCAAAGAACAGAGGGCCUCAAAAAAGCAAGGGGUUGGAGGUCUGUCCCUACCCUUCAGUUGUUGCAGCAUCAAGAACAUCAACCCCUGCAACUUCAUGAAUAUUGAGAAAAACACCGCCAACAGAACAGUCUACGAGACGGCCAACAGGGUUGGUUGCUACAAACACUUCACAGAGCACAUCGUUUUCUGGAUGGACUUCCUCUCCACCACCUACUACAUCACUCUGGCCCUCGAGGAGUGCCAAGUGCGAUCUUUGCCGACCUGCUUCUGCUUCAAGUGCUGCACUAAAAUCCUCACCUAUUCACGCUUAAAAGCCCAAUUUAUUACGCAGCAGGCAUGCCUGUUCGCGCUGCGUGGGCUGAUCAACCUGAUUUUCUUCCGCUACCUGCAGACGUCCAUGUACGUGGCAGUCCUCUAUGGAGACGCCGAGCAGACUGCCCCCGGUUAUCUGUCAGCGUGCGGCACCCAGCCCAUGCCUCCCGGCUUCGACCUCGACAUGGAGCAGCUGGCAAAGAAUCAGGAGGAAAUGCAGGAACUAUCUAAGCAGGACGACACGGAAAUGUUGAUGGCCGACAUGAGGCUGACAAGGAGGGAGGUGGAGCUGAUAAAUCAGGGCGAGAGGAUCGAGAUGCUGGAAGAAAUGAGAAGAAAGAAAGAGGAAGAAAGAAGGAAGAAAGAGGAGGAAGAUGAUGACGACGACGACGAUGAUGGCGGUAGGAAGAAAAAGAAGCGAAGCAAAGAACUGGAAGAUGUUUUGAAGGAAUACGCGAAGGGAGACGAAAAAAAAGACGAGCAAGAUAAGGAUGAGAAAAAAGGAAGAAACAAAACAUCAAAAAUGCAACGUCAGCUCAGUGAGCACUGCAUCAUAGCGGUGAGAGUUGAUCAACUUGCACUCAUCAGAAGCAGAGCUGAAGAAUCUUCACACGUGUACUCUUCUCCGUACUGCCUCCAAUGCCUCGUGUACUUCCACUUGUUUGCACAUCUCACAAACAGAAUUAGGUGUCAAUAA